AUGCCCCGUUUCUCGCUGAGCAGAGACAAGAACAAGUCCAGGCACAACAUCAACUGGUUUCCGGAGUCGCAGCACCCGGCCCCUCAACCCGCUGCUGCACCGGCCGCGCAACCUCGACCACAGAACGCGAGCCGCAGCACCACUGCUACCGACCGAUUCAGCUGGGGCUACAGCGGUGAUCGGCGCUCUAUUGCAGGCAUCCCGGGCGGUGAGCAGGGUCUCGGGGUCAACUACGAGCAAUCGGAGGACUACGACCAACCAUCGCCGCUGCUGUCGGGAGGACUGUCACGCUCACAGACAGUGCUGAGAAGAGAAGUUGUGCGUGGGGCCAGAAACAUCGACCCCUCCUACGAUUCCGGCUCGCCUUCGCCAGUCUGGUCGCCCGACUUCUCCCAGCUGCCCACACCCAGUGAGCAGCACGAAGCCUACCUUGGAGAGGUCUCCAUGAGCAACGGGCAGCAUCCCACUAGCGCUGGCAAGACGUCGUCCGACUCAGGACAAGGCAACUCCGCGCUGGAUCGCUGGUCGCAGCGCCGGCUGCAGCGCCUGAACACCGAGCAGGGCUUUCGAGAACAGCGACAGGGCGGCGUGCAGGUCUUAAGCCCCCCGCUGGGCGGUGAUCAGCAGCCCAACUAUACUUCUGGCGGCGCUGCUUCGUAUCCGCCAGCUCAGCCACAGCCACCCUUGCACCAACAACCUCAGCCGCAUCCUGCGCAACAAGCGCCGUAUCAAAGCGCGCGCACGGCCCAGCAAGAGCACCCAAAUGCAGGUCUUGCUAUACAGACACAACCACAGAGCUAUCAGCAGCAGCAACAUUCCCCACCCGACGUCACCUCGCAGACAGACUCCAUAGCCGCGUCCCGACCCUCGAUAGCACAGAGCAGAAGCUACAAUCAGCAAGGCGACGACCCGUCCAUGUCGUCCAACAAUGGCAGCUUGCCGACGCCGAGGCCCGCAAAAUCUGCCAACAACAGACAGAGUGUACACAAUGGGUUGAAUACACGUGAUACGCAGCAGCAAGGUGGAGCGGCGUACAACACCAAUGUCGCGCCGCCCACGAGCGGACAAGCUUUCAAAGGUAAUCAUCAAGCUCAGCAACAAGGAGACAUCGGAAGAGUGACACCGCAGCCAGCACAACUAGGGGAGGAUAUGACCGAAGAGGAUGUGGCACAGCUUAUUAAAGAUCACAAGGAGCUUCGCGAGAAGUACACGAAAGUAAAGAAGUACUACUUCGAGAAAGAAGACCAGGUCAAGCAACUGCAGAACAGCCUGGCACACCAGCGCCUAUCCCAAUCACGAACAUCACUAGACGACAGCGAGUACACCACGCGAUUCAACCGCCUCGAUGGACUGAUUGCUCAGCUAGCGUUCAGCAUCAGGAAGAGCUGGAAGUCGCUCCCAGAUUGGCUACACAAGUCGGUGAACAAAGAUGCCGUGCUUACUGGUAAGCAAGAGAUGACGGCAGCCGGGCGUGCUGUCAUUUCGAGAUGGCUGGUUGAAGACUGCUUCGACCGAUACUUCCAUCCUGACCUUGACAUUGCACUUUCUACACAGCUGAAGGCGGUACAGCUCAACAUCAGACGGUUCGCGCCACCAGCACAGACGGUUGAGGAGGAUGAGUUCCUGACAUCCAAAGUCGUAAACUGGAGAUUGGCAACGCUGGAAGGCUUGCAAGAUGCAUUGCGAUCACAACAAUGUGCAGCGAACCGAGCAAAAUUUACAGACAUGCUCAAGGACCAGCUGAUUGGUGCAAUAUCUCUACACUUGCAAGACCCACCACCAUCAGAUCUGGAGGGUGGAGUGCACAUGAUCAUCGAGUUGGUCGUCAGCAUUGCCAUCCACUUACCAGUGGAAAGCAGAGACGUGGCGAUCGAGUACUUCAAGCCGGGUUACAGCAUCUUGCAAGACCAAAUGAAGCUCGAGACCGGCAUCCCCGCACUAGCAACGUCAUUGUACGACGAGAAUACCGAGCGAGCAUCGAUCCGUAGCGCCUCGAGCGAGGUGACGGACAUCACAGAAAGCAGUAAUAACCCCGGCGAUCAACCACGCAAAAGGAGCAUGCUGAGUGCUUUGACAGGAACGGGCAAGACCAAGAGUGCCGCGCAGGGUAAACACUCUGGUGCUGGUGGGAGCUCGAGCAGUCUCAAUCGACCUGAGAGUUCGCAGGGUAUAAAGGAGGAUUUACCACCGAGGGUGCGCAUGGCGGCUGGUAUUGGUGUUGCGAUUCGUGGACGGUCGGUGCUCAACAAGGCGCCUGUUUUCUCGACAUGA
Molecule: messenger RNA, 2271 nt
Organism: Recurvomyces mirabilis
Lineage: Eukaryota; Fungi; Ascomycota; Dothideomycetes; Mycosphaerellales; Teratosphaeriaceae
Exons: 5
Coding region: 1-2271 (756 amino acids)
Source: RefSeq, a predicted model, not a curated record